Messenger RNA from Frankliniella occidentalis (western flower thrips), 6845 nucleotides. It is a transcript of the gene cut, whose product is annotated as homeobox protein cut. The record is from RefSeq and is a predicted model, not a curated record. Gene Ontology annotation, biological process: regulation of DNA-templated transcription. Lineage: Eukaryota; Metazoa; Arthropoda; Insecta; Thysanoptera; Thripidae. Gene Ontology annotation, molecular function: DNA binding; DNA-binding transcription factor activity, RNA polymerase II-specific.
AUACGCCCUUUUGUUUCUCUCUGUCUGCAGCAUAUACCGCGCCCGGGAGCUGUCGCUGGCAGCCGAGCGCGCCGCGGCCGAGCGGGCAGCGGCCGCCGAGCGCACCGAGGAGAGGGCCUCUGAGCGGGCGCGGCUCGCCUCCGAGGCCAUGUCGCUCAAGAUCAAGCAGGAGCUUCCAGAUGGCGAGAAGGGCGCCCUCGACGUGUCCGAGGACGGCACUCAGCAGGAGGAAGAGCGGGCCUCCCUGGCCAGCAGCCGGCCCGGGUCGGCGCGCUCCGCCUCGCCGGCGCCGCCCCGGUCGACACCCUCGGCCAGCACGCCCGUGCACGGCGGCGCCAACACGACCACCACCACGCCCGCGUCCUCGCCGCACGCGCCGCACGUGACGCCGCUGCCGCCGCACCUGCUCGUCAACGGCUCGCCCAAGAGCCCGUCCGAGGAGGGCGGCCUCUGCAGCAACAACAACACGCUGAGCAGCAACAACAACCUGCUGUCGGGCGCGCCCGGCCUGCUGGGCCCGCACAACGGGCUGUUCAUGGGCCCCGUGCCGCCGGGCCUGCCCGGCCACCACCACAGCCUCAGCAACCUGCUGCGCGAGUCGGACGCCCUCACCUCACGCCCAACGGCGUGAUGAUGGGCCGGCUGGGCGAGUCGCUCAUCCCCAAGGGCGACCCGAUGGAGGCGCGCCUGCAGGAGAUGCUGCGCUACAACAUGGACAAGUACGCCAACCAGAACCUCGACACGCUCAACAUCUCGCGGCGCGUGCGCGAGCUCCUGUCCAUCCACAACAUCGGGCAGCGGCUGUUCGCCAAGUACGUGCUGGGGCUGUCGCAAGGCACCGUCAGCGAGCUGCUGUCCAAGCCCAAGCCCUGGGACAAGCUGACGGAGAAGGGCCGCGACUCGUACCGCAAGAUGCACGCCUGGGCCUGCGACGAGCACUCCGUCAUGCUGCUCAAAUCGCUCAUCCCCAAGAAGGGCAAGGAGGCCAGCCUGCCGCCCUUCAUCGCCAGCGAGACGCCCGACAUCACGGACGAGCGGAUCGCGCACAUCCUGAGCGAGGCCUCGCAGCUGAUGCGCGUGCACAACCCCGACGACCUGCGCUCCAACGAGGACUCGCGGUCGCCGGCCGACAACCGGGGCGAGAGCGCGUCCCCGAUGAACUCAAAGGACGGCUCGCCGAGCCGGAAGGUGCGCAAGUAUGAGAACGACGACAUCCCGCAGGAGAAGGUGGUCCGGAUCUACCAGGAGGAGCUGGCCAAGAUCAUGGGCCGGCGCCUGGAGGAGAGCAUGCGGGGCGGCGCGCCCGGCGCCCGAGGCCCCGGCGACCAGCAGCCGCCGCCCUUCCCCGGCCUGCUCUUCCCGCACUUCAUGGAGGGCGCCGGCGGGCUGCCGCUGGCGGCGCGCUCCCAGGACGACAUCCGGCUCGCCCUCGACACGUACCACCGCGAGCUGGCCAAGCUCAACAUGGCCCCCGCCAUGGAGGGCCUCACCCCGCCCGUCGGCCUGCCCGGCCUGCUGGCACUCCAGCAGCAGGCGCUCGCCCACCAGGCGCACGCCAUGCAACAGCAGCAGCAGCAGCAGCAGCAGCAACAGCAGCAGCAACAACAGCAGCAACAACAGCAGCAGCAAGAGCAACAGGAGCGACGGGAGCCCCGUCAGAACGGUGAAGCACAGGAUCUUUCUCUGCCCAAGGAGAGGAAGUCGGAGAGCCGCGACGGCCGAGACCGGGAGCUGAACGGCGGCGAGCGGGAGCGCGAGCGAGGCGCCGACGGCGACCGCAGCGCGUCCGCCGAGGCCAACAACGCGAGCGCCGAGCGGGCCGAGCGCGCCGAGCGGGCCGAGAGGCUCAAGAAGGAGAUGGCCGAGGCCACGGCCGAGGCCCUGAGGCACGGCACUAGCGCCUUCUCCCUCGUCAGGCCCAAGGACGCACCCGGCGCCCCCACGGCCUCGCCCCUCAGCAACUCCAUCCUGCCGCCCGACCAGGCCGGCGCCGACCUCUCCGGCACGGCGGCCGUGUCGCCGCUGCAGAGGAUGGCGUCCAUCACCAACAGCCUCAUCUCGCAGCAGGCCUCGGCGCCGUCGCACACCACCACCAACCCGAGGCCGCUCAAGGCCGUGCUGCCCCCAAUCACCCAGCAGCAGUUCGACCAGUACAACAACCUCAACACGGAGGAGAUCGUGCGCAAGGUCAAGGAGGCCCUCUCGCAGUACUCCAUCAGCCAGCGCCUGUUCGGCGAGAACGUGCUCGGGCUGUCGCAGGGCUCCGUCUCGGACCUGCUGGCGCGGCCAAAGCCCUGGCACAUGCUAACGCAGAAGGGCCGCGAGCCCUUCAUCCGCAUGAAGAUGUUCCUGGAGGACGACAACGCCGUCCACAAGCUGGUCGCCUCGCAGUACAAGAUCGCGCCCGAGAAGCUGAUGCGCACCGGCGGCUACGGCGUCAACCCACCGAUCCCCUCGUCGCGGUCGCACCCCGCCGCCUCGCGGCUCGCCAACCUGCCGGAGGACAUGCUCAGCCGGCUCAGCGACCAGCACGCGCACUCCAAGGCGGCGCUGCUGCAGCACAUGGCCGCGCACCCGGGCGUCCACCACGGCGCGCACCCGGGACACCCGGGCCACCCUGGCCACCCAGGCCUCCACCCCGGACAGGCGCUGGCGCCGCCGCCGCCGCCCCUGCUGGGCUCGCCGCCCUCGCACCCGCGCCUCGGCGGCCACCACCUCCCCGGACACGAGCAGGCGCAGGGCCCGCCGCGCACCACCACGCCGCAGCAGCGCGAGCAGCAGCGCGAGGCGCAGGCCCAGCGGGAGGCUCAGCGCGAGCAGCGUGACCAGGCCCGCGAGCGGGAGCAGCGCGAGCGGGAGCAGAGGGAGCGCGAGCGGGAGCAGCGGGAGCGCAACGCCGACCAGCAGCGCGCGGCCGCCGACCAGCACCGCGGGCCCUCGCCCUCACAGCUCCGCGGCCUGCCCCACCUCGCGCCCUCCGUGUACGAGAUGGCCGCGCUCACCUCGGACCUCGACACCCAAACCAUCACCACCAAGAUUAAGGAGACCCUACUCGCCAACAACAUUGGCCAGAAGAUCUUUGGCGAGGUGGUGCUGGGACUGUCGCAGGGCUCCGUGUCCGAGCUGCUGUCCAAGCCCAAGCCGUGGCACAUGCUGAGCAUCAAGGGCCGGGAGCCCUUCAUCCGCAUGCAGCUGUGGCUGUCCGACCCGCUCAACAUCGACCGGCUGCAGGCCCUCCGCAACGAGCGGCGCGAGGCGUCCAAGCGGCGCCGCGGCUCCGGCGUCAACAACUCGGCCGCGUCCUCCACCCCCGGCGACAACUCGUCCGACACGUCCUCCAACGACACGAGCGAGUUCUACCACUCGACCUCGCCCGGGCCGCCGGCCAAGAAGCAGCGCGUGCUCUUCAGCGAGGAGCAGAAGGAGGCCCUGCGCCUGGCCUUCGCCCUCGACUCGUACCCCAACGUCGGCACCAUCGAGUUCCUGGCCAACGAGCUGUCGCUGUCCUCGCGCACCAUCACCAACUGGUUCCACAACCACCGCAUGAGGCUGAAGCAGCAGGUGCCGCACAGCCCCGCCUCCCCCAGCCCCCGAGAGCAGGCCUCCCCCGGUGGCCAGACGUUCGACCCCGUGCGCUUCCGGAUGCUGCUGAACCAGCGGCUGAUGGAGCUGCAGAAGGAGCGGCUCGGUGGCGUGGGGGCUGGCCUCGGCGCCGGACUCGGUGCUGGCCUCGGAGCCGGCCUCGGCGCCGGGCUGCCGCUGCCUUACCCACCCUACUUCGCCGGCAACGCCAACCUGGCGGCGCUCAUCUCUCGUGGCCUCCUCCCCGCCGCGGCCGCCGCGGGCUUCGCCGGCCUCGCCGGACCCGAGCCCAAGGACUUCAACGGCCUGGACCUGUCCAUCAAGCGCGAGAGCGAUGACGACGAGGACGACGCCAUCUCCAACAACGGGUCCGAGGACUCGGCCUCUGACCUAUCGAGACGCACGCCGCACAAGCCCGACCAGCAGGCGCUGCUCGCGGGGCUCGCAGGGCUGGCAGGCCUCACCACCCCCUCGCCCUCCUCGGGGUCGGGGGCGCCCAGAUCCUCCAGCUCCAGACGGAAGCCCGCCGCGCCGCAGUGGGUCAACCCCGACUGGCAGGAGUCCAAGGACAAAGAGGUCAUUAUCAACGGUGUGUGCGUGAUGCAGACCGACGACUACAAGAUCCGUGCCGAGGAGGAGACCGUGAGGGUCGAGCCCACCGCAGUCAUGGACACGGAGCGCUUCAACGCAGAGCACGACGAUGCCAUGGAUAGCGAUGACGCCAUGUCACCUCGCAACGUGGCGCCGCACCCCGCGUCGUCCCCGCGAGGGUCACCCCUGCAGGGUGACGCGGAUGACGGCGAGGACGAUGCCGACGACAUGGAAGUGGACGGUGGUCGAGGCUCCCCGUCGCAGGCCAGCCAGGACGAGCACGAGCCCCAGGAAAGGCGACGCGGCCUUGUGGACGAUGGCGUGGACGAGGACAGGGACGGGCGGCCGUCCCCUUCGAGCUCACCUGUCCAUACGGACGCAGAGCCCGCCCUCAGCUAGGUGUAGUCAAAACCACUGUGAAAGCCCCAAUCGAUUUUAGGAAAAGAUUAUUACUUUGUUCUUUUUUAUUUUUCUUUAAAGUAUUUAUAAAAUUAUUUAAUUCUAUUGUAUACUUAAUUUGUUUUAGAGGAUUGUGAGGAUAGUUCAAGGGUCUGCGGUCAGCUGAAGGUGCAAUGAUUCGACACUAGUCUUUGGUUUGAAUCAAUGUAUAAAAUGGUGUACCUGGCUGUUUCCUGUGUUCCUUUGCUGCCUUACCUUCCUGUAUGUUGUAUUGCCUUUUACCUCCUGAAGGUCCCGGCACGCGUGCCCGCGUACAAGUGUUCAGGCAAAUCUGUACGCGGUCAUGCGUGUCUGUGCCAGUCUUCACAUAUGUAUCUCAAUGUACCAAAUCGUAGCUGCAAUGUGUAUCAAUGAACAACAGAAGACAGUGGAGUGUGUAAUUUAUUUUCAUUAUUUAAGAUACUGAGACCUAGUGUUUGUUAGACUGGGAGAACUGAUUUGGCCUUCCAAUACUGCAUCACAAUUGUAGACACUGUCACUAUUGGAGAUAUAAUAUCGGAAGCCGUACAAAACCAAAAAUUUUUCUUUCUUUCAAGGGCACGUUUUCCGCAGUGCAUCCGCAGAAAACGAGCAUUACGCUCAAAAAGAAAAUACCAUAUCAGAAGCGUUGCUGUGUGUUGUGUUAGCUGCGCGGAUGCGUGUGAAAAAGUUUGAAAGUUAUGAUACUAGUUUUAGUUAUUGUGAGUGUACCCUGUCUUAGUGUGUAUCCCGAAUUCUUAGCCAAGCUGGGACUUCAUUUGGUGGAUACCAUUUGUGAUUUAAAUGUGUGAGUGACAAUUGAAGCUUGUUAGUACUCAGUACUAGCAAGUGGUGAGCGCCCUCGCCUCGCACUAGAGGGGCGCCUGGUUGCCUUUGGACGUUUGAAAUCAUGACGCAGUCAUCAACCAGCGCCUGGCGGUUAAGCUGUGACCUCGUGCGUUUGGCACACGUGUUAGAUAAUUUUAAAUGUACAAAGACCAAAUAGUACGUUUAUCACCCUUUAGACGUACAAAUGUUUCAACUCCAAAACUAAUUCAUACAUGUAAAUUUGUUCAACAUGUAGGUGAAUAUGAGUAGAAGAGAAUGUACAAAGAUAGCAGUUGUGUUUAAAAUGCAACUGUGCCUGUUGUAUAAUUUGUUUUUAUUUUUGUUGGGAAAUUUUCUUGUUUCCAAAGGUUAUUGUUUUGUUUAUUUAGUCAUUUCUGACUACUGGUCUUGCAUGAUUAUUUUGUUGUUGAGUUCUUUGCCCUGCUGGCUGUCUUCCUGACGACUGAUAUCUGUUUUGUAGACGAUACUCUGCCAAACAAGGAGCAGGGAUGUAGAUAAAGAAAUUGAGCCAAACAAAGUCAUUGUUUUAAACAAGACAAAUUGAAAAAGUACUUCCAAUUAUAAAUUUACAGAAGAUUAUAGAGAUAUAAUAUUAUUAUGUUUUUGUUGUGAAAAAUCUUUUAUACAUCUGUACCAUUCUUGUGUUAAUAUUUCUGUACAAUUUCUUUGAUAGUAGCCCAACAGUAGUGAUAAUAUGCCUCAGUAAAGGCACAAUGUUUAGGGAAUAAACUAGGAGUUUCCAGGAAGUACCUGCAUGUAGACUACUCCUCAUGAGCAGACAGUCAGCACUUUGUAAAUAAUGACUUCAAGUAGAUGUGCCCUGAUUUUGUAUUCAUUCUAAUUUUAACCUCCUUGGUCCUUGUCCCGUUUCCAUUAUACUUCCCACCCUAUAGAAUCAACGAAAAAAGGAAUAGUUGAGUUAAAAUUUAAGUAUUAAUACUGUGAAUGUUGUUAAAUUAUUCAUUACUCUAAGUGGUAAUCACUGAUACUACGUUUAGAUGUACCAUAUCGCAUUUUUGUAGGACUCAUUCUAUUGUCAUUUCCCAUCGCUUUCACCAAUUUGUUCAUUGAAUUUUGUUUAUUGUACUUUUGCCUUUUUGUUUGUUUAUUUUUCAAAGUACUGUAUAUUGAAAUUAGGUUCUAUAUGUCUCUUUUUAUCUCGUUCAUUAUUGUUGGUUAAAAUGAAUGUCAUUGCUAUGACAGUUACCUAAUUAUUAUUAUUAUUAUUAUUAUUAUGAUUAUUAUAAUUAUUAUUAUUAUUAAUCUUUGUAUCUACAUUUCAGAGGCUCAUUUGCCAAUCAAAUUUUUAACUGUGAUAAAGAACGGAAACGUUCCAAAUAAACAUAAUGAAUCAUUUCACAAUUAUUGCAUUCAGUGUGUUAAAUAAAACAUAGCCCAUCUUAAAA